Messenger RNA from Melitaea cinxia (Glanville fritillary), 736 nucleotides. RefSeq names its product pseudouridine-5'-phosphatase-like. NCBI's taxonomy places the organism in Eukaryota, Metazoa, Arthropoda, Insecta, Lepidoptera, Nymphalidae. The transcript is spliced from 7 exons. Gene Ontology annotation, molecular function: phosphatase activity. The record is from RefSeq and is a predicted model, not a curated record. The coding region runs from base 1 to 681 and encodes 226 amino acids.
AUGGAUGGUACUGUUUUGAAUUCUGAAGUCAUUUAUCAUAAAAUGAUAAAUGAAUUGUGUGGAAAGUAUAACAGAGUGUAUACGAAAGAUUUGCAAAUAAGGAUGUACGGUGUCACUGAUAGAGAAAUUUGUGAAACCGUUGUUAAAGAACUUAAAAUGCCAAUAUCUAUAGACGAAUUCGAAAAGCAAUUGACUGAUUUGGCCCAAAAAUUGUUACCGAGUGCGCCGUUACAAAGAGGGGCUGAACGUAUAUUAACUCAUCUCCACGACUACAAAAUCCCGAUGGCGUUGGCCACAAACUCGACUGAACAAGCCGUUAGGCUACACGCUGCAGUCAGACCUAAGCUGUUUGGUAUGUUUCAUCACAAAGUCAGCAUUACUGAUCCAGCUGUACGUCAAGGCAAGCCAAGUCCGGAUAUAUACCUUGUAGCCGCUUCUAAAUUUCCGGAUAAGCCACAACCGCAACAGUGUCUUGUAUUUGAGGAUUCAGCUGUCGGUGUCACAUCGGCAAUAGAAGCGGGAAUGCAGGUUGUAAUGAUACCAGACCCUCGCCUUGAUCGAGAGCACACACGUCGAGCGACCAUCGUCAUCCAGUCUCUGAUGGACUUUAAGCCAGAACUCUUUGGACUACCGCCUUUUGAUGACACUCCUAAACGGUGCGACAGGGUCGAUACUUCCUAGUUGUAUAUAAUAUUUUGUUGUCUUUGAUUUGUGUAAUAAAGAAUCUUAAAUAAUA